Messenger RNA from Piliocolobus tephrosceles (Ugandan red Colobus), 1329 nucleotides. RefSeq names its product ring finger protein 113A (gene RNF113A). Bases 248 to 1279 code for a protein of 343 amino acids. Lineage: Eukaryota; Metazoa; Chordata; Mammalia; Primates; Cercopithecidae. The record is from RefSeq and is a predicted model, not a curated record. Gene Ontology annotation, molecular function: metal ion binding. Gene Ontology annotation, biological process: snoRNA splicing. The transcript has a single exon. Gene Ontology annotation, cellular component: U2-type spliceosomal complex.
GACCGGGAUCGGCUUCCUUCCCAGUAAGCCCCGCGGCCGCCCGCGAGCGGGGCGGUGCCACGUACGGCUCCGGAGGAAGCGACGGAAUCUGCCAGGGCUCAAGAGAGGCUGGCGCUCGCGCUCUCGCAGUUCUCUUCCGUCGGUGUCUUUUGCUUCAACUCCCGGCGGAGCGCGCGACGUGGAGUGAAGUGCAGAGGCCAAGUGCAACCCAGGCAGCCACGACCGUUUCGGAGCUCGGGACUCUAAAAUGGCAGAGCAGUUUUCUCCAGGGAAGACGGCGGAUCAGGUGUGCACCUUCCUUUUCAAAAAGCCUGGGCGGAAAGGGGCUGCUGGACGCAGAAAGCGCCCGGCCUGCGACCCAGAGCCUGGAGACAGCGGCAGCAGUAGCGACGAAGGCUGCACUGUGGUUCGACCGGAAAAGAAGCGGGCGACCCACAAUCCAAUGAUACAGAAGACUCGUGACAGUGGUAAACAGAAGGCAGCUUACGGCGACUUGAGCAGCGAGGAGGAGGAGGAAAAUGAGCCCGAGAGUCUCGGCGUGGUUUAUAAAUCCACCCGCUCCGCGAAACCCGUGGGACCAGAGGAUAUGGGGGCGACAGCUGUCUAUGAGCUGGACACAGAGAAAGAGCGCGAUGCACAAGCCAUCUUUGAGCGCAGCCAGAAGAUCCAGGAGGAGCUGAGGGGCAAGGAGGAUGACAAGAUCUAUCGGGGAAUCAACAAUUAUCAGAAAUACAUGAAGCCCAAGGAUACGUCUAUGGGCAAUGCCUCUUCCGGGAUGGUGAGGAAGGGCCCCAUCCGAGCGCCCGAGCAUCUACGUGCCACCGUGCGCUGGGAUUACCAGCCCGACAUCUGUAAGGACUACAAAGAGACUGGCUUCUGCGGCUUCGGAGACAGCUGCAAAUUCCUCCAUGACCGUUCAGAUUACAAGCAUGGGUGGCAGAUCGAACGUGAGCUUGAUGAGGGUCGCUAUGGUGUCUAUGAGGAUGAAAACUAUGAAGUGGGAAGCGAUGAUGAGGAAAUACCAUUCAAGUGUUUCAUCUGUCGCCAGAGCUUCCAAAACCCAGUUGUCACCAAGUGCAGGCAUUAUUUCUGCGAGAGCUGUGCACUGCAGCAUUUCCGCACCACCCCGCGCUGCUAUGUCUGUGACCAGCAGACCAAUGGCGUCUUCAAUCCAGCGAAAGAAUUGAUUGCUAAACUAGAGAAGCAUCGAGCUACAGGAGUGGGUGGUGCUUCCGACUUGCCAGAAGACCCCGAUGAGGAUCCAAUUCCCAUUACUUAGGUUUCUGAUAAUUCUUAAAUUUAAAAAAUAAAUAUUUUGUUCUUUUGGAA